AUGGGUUUAGGCGGUCUUACGCUUAAACUCACGGCCACUACGCUACGAUGCAUCCAGUUCUUGGCCUCCGCCCUCAUCCUCGCCAUCUUUUCUUACUACUUGGCUGUCUUGGCCAACCGUGACUUGACCAUUGCAAGAUGGAUGAAAGCGGUUGAGGGCAUGUCGGGCGCUGCGGUUCUCUAUACCAUUCUAGCCAUCCUCUUUACCUGCUUCCUCGGCGGCGUGACUUUCUUCGCCCUCGUCGCUAUUCUUCUGGAUAUCUGCUUUGUCGGAUGCUUCGUCGCUAUUGCCAUCUUGACCCGUCACGGCGUCGGCAGCUGCACCGGCAAUGUUAAUACCCCUCUCGGAUCUGGCCCUGCGAACAGUGGCGACCCGGGCUACGGAAAGAAUGGAUUCGGUUUCCACCACGGCGAUACUGUUACCUACGCGCCGAACCUUGGCCAGGCAUGCAAACUUGAGAAGUCCUCUUUUGCCGUCGCUAUUAUCAACAUUAUGCUCUUCAUCUUUUCUGCCCUCUUGCAGCUCGCUUUGAGAAAGCACCACCAAAAGGACAAGCGCUUUGGUCCCUCUCCCGCAAACAACUACACCGGAGGCGCUGGCCGCAAGCCUUUCUUCAGAAGACGCCGCGGACCUAAGACCACCAGAGACGCCUAUGGCAAUGGUGCCGCUGCCGAGCUCGGAACUAUCAACUCGGACAAGCCUCAUGCCGACAUGCGCCCGUCUGCCGAGACUGGAUACACGGGUUCAACCAUGGCUGCGCCAGACCACAGCUACAAGUACGCUCCGGAGCCGACGCUUCCCAGUGUCGAUAACUCGCAUGGCUAUUACACCUCGCCCACGACCAACUACGGCGCUACAAGGGGUCACUUUUAA
Messenger RNA from Xylona heveae TC161, 873 nucleotides. RefSeq lists its product as hypothetical. The coding region runs from base 1 to 873 and encodes 290 amino acids. The transcript is spliced from 2 exons. NCBI's taxonomy places the organism in Eukaryota, Fungi, Ascomycota, Xylonomycetes, Xylonales, Xylonaceae. The record is from RefSeq and is a predicted model, not a curated record.